CAGCAGCAGCAGCAGCAACUACUAUUACACCAGCAGCAAAGACUCACUGACACUUCUAACAUCAUCACCAACAUGAGUGGCCUUCAACUUCUGCCCACGAAGACACCAACUGGAGAAAUUGCCUUUGUCGUCCCGGCCAGCGUCAUCAACGCAGGAACUUACGUCAUUCCAGUCCUUGCCCCGCCCACUGUCAAUCAAGCACCAACCUUUCAUGAAGCACACGAUUUCAACACGCCCACUUCUCUCCACUCAGCGUUUCCUUUACCGAACAUUUCGCAUAAUCUUUCAGCUCAACAACGACCGGCCAUUAGUCUUCCUGUUACAGCAGUAGCAGCUGCAGCAGCACCAACAGCACCAACAGCAUCAACAACAACAACUGCAGCAGCAGGCACUAGCCAACUCAGUAAUUCUACCGUUCAGAUAGAACGAACUGAACCCCAUGCCCCAUUCAGUGGGCACACUACUCUACAGACCAAACCUCUGAAUCUUUCCGCUCCGAUCCCGCAGACACCUACCACAAUGCUCCCUCUUUCCACAGUAAUCGCUCAAAAUCAGGUAUCUAUACCUAGCGUCCUAACACUCCCACAAGAAACAGUGACGACGUCACGAGUCGUUGUGCCGCCAUUGGUAUCUGUAACCAGCCAAUCAGAAUGGACUCCUAGCAAAACUCCGGCUUUACAUCACGAUCGGGAUCUUUCGCCAAGUUUUCGUGAGGUUCCGUACCCUACUUCGACAAUGCACGUCCCGGCUAGUGCGAGUUGUGCCGAGAGAGACAGUUCACCGAUGCUUACCGAACCUCAGAACUUUAGUCUCCGGGAUAAUAGCAUUAUGUCCAGACAGCAGACUCCUCCCAGAAAGCGAGAAGCUGUAGAGGGAGAAGAGAAGGGAGUGAGCUUUGGCGCUAAGUCCAGGGCUAGAGAUGGCAAGCGCUCCUUUUUCAGGCCCUGGUGAUAAUUUGUUACUAAUGAGUAGUGAUUAUUACCCCCCCCCCUCCUCU
Aplysia californica (California sea hare) is the source of this 997-nucleotide messenger RNA. RefSeq names its product fasciclin-1. Lineage: Eukaryota; Metazoa; Mollusca; Gastropoda; Aplysiida; Aplysiidae. The record is from RefSeq and is a predicted model, not a curated record.